Candidula unifasciata is the source of this 855-nucleotide messenger RNA. The record is from the annotation of a GenBank genome assembly. NCBI's taxonomy places the organism in Eukaryota, Metazoa, Mollusca, Gastropoda, Stylommatophora, Geomitridae.
AUGUCCAAACCGACAAAGGCACAGGACCCCAGCUCGUCCAAGAAACACAAGAGCAGGGUAUCCAGUAUAGAUGCUUCUACAGUUAAAAACACACAGGCGGACACUCAAGAUAACAGCAACAUGAAAACAGCUGCGGCGAAACCAAAGAUAGCACUUCAUCCUUUGGAGCAGCUGCUGGGGACUUCAGUCAAAAAUGCAAGUGGACUAACGGUCAAUCCCAAAUCGUUUGCUGUGGAAAACGGUGUCCUAGGCCUCUACUUUGCUGCCAACUGGUGCCCCCCGUGUCGGACACUGACGCCAAAGUUAGCGCUGCUCUACGAUGAACUCAAGACCAGUGACCGGAAGUUUGAAGUUGUCUUCAUCAGUUUUGACUACAGCCAGGAGUCCUUCACUCAGUACUUCUCCAAGAUGCCGUGGUACGCGCUCGAUUAUUCAGAACUUGACAAACGGGUGGAAGUCGCUGAACACUUUGAUAUCAAGGGAAUCCCAGUGCUGAUAGUUAUAGAUGCAAACUCUUGUGAGGUUAUCACACUUAAUGGUCGAGAAAUGAUAGCCUUAGAUCCCAAAGGAUCAUUGUUUCCGUGGAAACUCGAGGAAGCAGAGGCCGCUCUAGACACACUCAUUUUACAAGAGGCACCUGCCUCACCUGCAAAUUCGACGACAGAAGUGAAUGACAGUAAACCACCUGAGACAGGUAAUAAACCACCUGAGACAGGUAAUAAACCACCUGAGACAGGUAAUAAACCAUCUGAGACAGGUAAUAAACCACCUGACGCAGGAAAUAAACCACCCGAGGAAGCUGAUAAAUCACCUGAGGAGAUCCCCACUGCAGUAGGGGACAGUAACACAGAAUAA